Molecule: messenger RNA, 2102 nt
Organism: Zonotrichia leucophrys gambelii
Lineage: Eukaryota; Metazoa; Chordata; Aves; Passeriformes; Passerellidae
Gene: SAAL1
Product: serum amyloid A like 1
Exons: 13
Coding region: 41-1492 (483 amino acids)
Biological process (GO): positive regulation of synoviocyte proliferation
Cellular component (GO): nucleoplasm
Source: RefSeq, a predicted model, not a curated record
GCGCCGCCGCCUCGCUGCUCCGCACGGCUGUGGGGCCGCCAUGGACCGCAAUCCGUCGCCGCCGUGCAGCGAUGCGGAGGAGGAGGAGGGGGACGCGGUGGGCAACACGGUGUACAGCAAGCACUGGCUCUUCAGCGUCCUCACCCGCCUCAUCGAGGUCAUCGCCCCCGCGGAGCCGGACCCCGGCGCCAGCCCCGAGGGAGCCCGGACGGAGCUGGACGAGGAGAUGGAGAAUGACAUCUGCAAGGUGUGGGACAUGUCGAUGGACGAGGAUGUUGCUUUAUUCCUUCAGGAGUUCAAUGCCCCUGAUAUAUUCAUGGGAGUGUUUGCCAAGUCCAAAUGCCCUCGGCUAACUGAAAUCUGUGUGGGAAUAUUAGGGAAUAUGGCCUGUUUCCAGGACAUCUGCAUGUCCAUUAGCAAAGAUGAGAAUCUCGGCCAAGUGUUACUGCAACGUUUGUGUGAUUCAGACUCCCCAACCCUUCUGGAAACAAGCAGGUUGUUGUUAACUUGCCUCUCCCAGCCUGAGGUGGCCAAUGUCUGGGUGGAGAGGAUCCGAGAAAACCCCUCUGUGUACGACUGUGUUUGCUUCAUCAUGUCCAGCUCUACAAAUGUUGAAUUGCUGGUGAAAGUGGGUGAAGUGGUGGACAAGCUCUUUGAUCUGGAUGAAGAGCUGAUGUUAAACUGGAUCAAGAGUGGCACCUGUCGCUCUGUGGGACCCUCUGUAGAUGAUUCUCCUGAAGAACUUCCAGACUUUAAGAUUGUGCCUUGUAUACUUGAAGCAGCCAAGCAAGUCAGAUCAGAUAACCCAGAAGGGCUGGAUGUUUAUAUGCAUAUCCUGCAGCUCUUGACCACGGUGGAUGAGGGAAUCCAGGCUAUUGUGCAGGCUCCUGAUGGAGGAAAAGAGACUUGGAGUUUGCUUUAUGAGCUCGUUAGCCAGGAGCUUUGCCAGCCAGAUGACCCACCCAUCAUUGUGCAGGAGCAGAAGACUGUGCUGGCCUCUGUUUUGUCUGUGCUGUCUGCUAUGUUUGCUUCACAGACAGAGCAGGAGUACACCAGGAUGAGGAAAAAUAUGCCACUGAUUGGGAGCUUGAUUCGUAUUUUACAAUACAUGGAGGGCUGUGGGAAGAGAGCUGUUGAGAACUCCAAGGAAUCUGAGCAAGAGGAGACUGGAAGGACUGAUGUAAAUGAGGAAGAUUUCCAUUUAAAAAUUUUGAAGGAUAUUUGCUGUGAAUUGCUUUCCAAUAUGCUUCAAGAACUAACCAAGGAGAAUACCUUGGAAGGACUGCACCAGGGACACCUGAAUGAACAGACAUGUUCCUGUGCUUUUCAGAACCUCUUACCUCUGUAUUCUGCUUCGGUGGAGAGUUUCCUUGAAGUCCUGCGUGAGGCUGAUCAGACCCUUGCUGACAAUCUAGAAAAACGUUUCCCCAGCCUGAAGGUUCACACCCAAGAAUAUCCUGUGUCUGCAGGCAAUGGACCUGACAUGUCCUGAGUCUGAAGAGACAGCACAGCAGCACAUCAACCUCACUGUUUCUGUAAAUGAGAGUGGAAACCAAUUGGCCUUUAUUAGGGUUGAGAUGUAAAAGCAGAUGGGAACCAGAGCAUAGAGAAUAACUGAGUGUCACAUACACACAUUCCCUGGCUCUCCAGGUUUUACAGACCUUAGUGUUGUGCUGGGCCAUGUUGUGUUACCAGAGUUACCUGGACAUGUGGUAAAAUACAGUAUGUGUAUAUGUAUAUAUAACCUUUCCAUCCCAGCCUCCAGUUUUCAAAACCAGUGCAAUUCAGUCAUCCCCCUGCCAGCAGCAUCUUUGUUGUCAACAGGGAAUUUGGAAUUGCAAAUACCUGACUUGUGUUGCCAAAAAGAAUUGCCAUGGUUUAUAUCAAUUUUUGUAUGCUAUGUUUGUUGGAGAAAUCUGGUGACUGUGAAUCAGAUGACACCAUUUUUCAUACUACUUUGACAGUUUUGGGAUAUUUUCUUAAACCUACAGAUUUGUAAUAAAGCUUCUUUUUUUAUAAAAAAACCCCCAAACCUGUAUGCUUUCCUUCAUUCUAGUGUCAAUUAAAUUUGUUUUCUGAGCCACUGGAAAUGUCUGUUACUC